This is a messenger RNA of Exserohilum turcica Et28A, 1647 nucleotides long. RefSeq lists its product as uncharacterized. Lineage: Eukaryota; Fungi; Ascomycota; Dothideomycetes; Pleosporales; Pleosporaceae. The transcript has a single exon. Gene Ontology annotation, cellular component: ribosome. The record is from RefSeq and is a predicted model, not a curated record. Gene Ontology annotation, biological process: translation. Gene Ontology annotation, molecular function: structural constituent of ribosome. Bases 1 to 1647 code for a protein of 548 amino acids.
AUGCGACCUGCUAACGCCUCACAGAAAUCUCUACGCACAUCCUCAGUCCGCGCCAUAGCCACUUCGGCACCAGCCAAUGCGACGAUAUCGCCGAUUGCGCAGCCAGAUGCCGACUAUGUUCCUGUGAUCCCGUUUGAAAAGCAAACUGUGCUUGCGACCAUCCACAAGUUCCCCUCACUCGAGCCGCUGCGGUUCGAGCAAUAUCCAGCCAAUCACCUCUAUCUGCCGACAAGACGAGAUAUCCUGCACCGCGCUGUCAUCUACGAGGGUGACAUGACGCGGCUGGGAACUGCUUCGACCAAGACAAGAUAUGAAGUCCGCGGUUCAGCGAGAAAGAUUCGCCCACAAAAGGGCACGGGUAGGGCUCGUCUGGGAGACAAGAAGUCGCCCAUGUUGCGGGGAGGAGGUGUUGCAUUCGGCCCCAAGCCCCGCGACUUUUCAUCAGAGCUCCCCAGGAAGGUCUACGAUCUUGCGUGGCGGACAGCACUGUCGUAUCGAUUCAGGAAAGGCGAACUCAUCAUCGUGGACAAUGCCAUGGAGAUUGAGAGCCCAUCGACGAGGUUACUGGGCGACAUCUUCAAGCACCACGAAAAGCUGCGGGGCAAGGGCCGGAGCUUGAUGGUGACUUUGGAGGAGCGCCCAUUGCUGGAGCAAGCGCUGGUAGAGAUGGACCGUGGCGAACAGACCCUCACAUGGGAGGAGGUCGACGUCAAGAACCUGCUGGAGCUCUCCCGCGUCAUCAUUGAACGCGAUGCUCUGCACAACAUUCUACUCUCGCACCAAGAAGACAUUACAAACAAGGCCCUCCAGCCAUGGCACAAGGGCCUCAUCCGAUCAUCGCCGCCUACAGAACUCGAAUCGAUUGUUGGCUGGCCAGAGUUCCGCGCCUUGUCACUUGCGUAUCCCGAAGAGAAGGAUGCUCUCCGCGCCGAGGCAUACGAAAGCGCCGCCACAACACGCUACGCGCAAGCCGAGUCGCUCCCUCACGGCCCCAAGCGCACCGGAUUCACCGUCUCAGCAUACAACCUCCUAGCCGAAGCCAAGGAAAUCCAAUUUACAGAGAAGACGGGCCUCUCCUUUGCCGACUACCUCGAGCACGGCGAAGCUGAGCGCUUCCCCCGCAUCCAGGCCCUGACCUACCAAGCCACCAUCAAGGACGACCUCGUCAACGCUGCCGCAGACACCUCGCGGCCGGAAGCAGAGCAACUCAUGGUCGACGUGCGCCAGCUUGAAGUCGAAAAGCUGCAGGUCCAGCACGAAGCGGCUCUCCUUGCAGCCCAGGUCCACGAGCACCGCUCCGAGGCCCUCCGCCUAAGCGGCGAGGAGGAAAAGGCAGAGGAACUCCUCGAGGCGGCCAGCGCCGAGCGAACCCACGUCGACGACGUCGAACUCGCUUUGCUCGAAGCCAAGCUCGAAGUUGCAAAGCAGAAAUCCGUCGCCGCAAACUUGAAAGGUGACUUUGCGGGUCGCCAAAAGGCAAAAGAGCAGAUUCGAGAGUGCAAUGAGGCGCUGGCGUUGAAGAGGACUGAGCUCGAGCCUGAACAUGCAGAGGCUGCGGGGACAGAAGAGGGCGCGCUGGACCAGGUGGAUGAGGUGCAGAGCGAGACGCCAAAGGCGGAGGCGGGCAAGGAAGAUAAGAGGAUAUAG